AUGGCAGAGGACAUGAAGACUCUGGAGGAAAACUUCAGGCAGCAAAAUAAAAGCUGUUUCAUCCUCGGUGCCUCUGGGGAAACAGGCAGUGUGUUACUUCAAGAGCUGCUGGGGCGCAACAUCUUCUCCAAGAUCACUCUCAUCGGACGGCGACAGCUCACCUUUGAGGACAAAGCGUAUGAAAACCUGGUACAGGAGGUGGUGGACUUUGAGAAGCUUGAUGAUUAUGCUGCUGCCUUCCAGGGCCAUGAUGUUGGCUACUGUUGUCUGGGAACGACCAGAGCGAAAGCAGGGGCU
This is a messenger RNA of Plectropomus leopardus (leopard coralgrouper), 297 nucleotides long. NCBI's taxonomy places the organism in Eukaryota, Metazoa, Chordata, Actinopteri, Perciformes, Serranidae. The record is from RefSeq and is a predicted model, not a curated record.